AUGGCCCUAACCCUCCUCUACAUCCUCGACCAAGGCACUUCAGACGACCGCAACACAGCCGAUGGCCGCAUCUUCACCUGUCUCUCCGAUGGCACGCAAGGUCGUGACCUAGUUACCGGCCUACGCAGCGCUCCUGAUGGCAUAGCCGUCUCCGCAGACCACAAGUAUAUCUUCUGGACCAACAUGGGACACCCAGGUCCCGACGGCUGGACGAAUACAGGAAGCAUACAACGAUGUGACAUUGACGGGAAGAACGUUAUUACGAUCAUAGAACCGGGGACGAAGACGCAUACGCCGAAGCAGUUGACGAUUGCGGAGAAAAGCAGGAAGCUGUAUUGGUGUGAUCGGGAAGGCAUGAGAGUCAUGAGGAGUGAUCUUAAUGGUGGGAAUGUGGAGACGCUGGUGAGGAACGGGGAUGUAGAGAACAAGGAGCAUAGGGCAGAUUAUUUGAGGUGGUGUGUGGGGAUACAGGUUGAUGAGGAGGCCGGAUAUAUUUACUGGACUCAAAAAGGGCCACCGAAGGGCGGAAAGGGAAAGAUACUGAGGUGUCCUAUUGAUGGAGCUGGUACUGCUGGAGAGAACACCGAGAUUCUGUUUGACCACCUUCCUGAACCCAUUGAUUUGUCCCUGGACCUCGCUGAGGAAUGGAUAUAUUGGACGGAUCGUGGAGACAUUCCGUUAGGCAAUACGGUCAACCGAUCGAAGAUUCCGAAGAAAGGCGAGAAGACAAACCACGAAAUACUUGUACGGAAACUUCACGAAGGAAUUGGUCUCGAACUUGAUAUCAAGAACAGGUCUAUGUAUAUCACCGAUUUGCUGGGAGGCGUAUACCGGGCCAAUUUGGAUGGAAGUGACGAGAAGGUCCUUAUUCCAGAUCUGGGGACAGUCACGGGUAUUGCUAUCGCAUACUUGUAG
Hyaloscypha bicolor E is the source of this 915-nucleotide messenger RNA. RefSeq names its product YWTD domain-containing protein. The transcript has 2 exons. Lineage: Eukaryota; Fungi; Ascomycota; Leotiomycetes; Helotiales; Hyaloscyphaceae. The coding region runs from base 1 to 915 and encodes 304 amino acids. The record is from RefSeq and is a predicted model, not a curated record.